AAAAAAAAAAAAAAAAUAGAGAGAGAAAAGUUCAAAACUUUCUUGACAAGUUGUUCAAAUGGGUGCGCCAAAGCAGAAGUGGACACCGGAGGAAGAAGCAGCCCUUAAAGCUGGUGUUCUUAAGCAUGGCACUGGCAAGUGGCGUACUAUUCUCUCCGAUCCUCACUUCAGCUCGGUUCUCAAGUCUCGCUCUAAUGUCGAUCUCAAGGACAAGUGGAGAAACAUAAGUGUGACUGCGUUGUGGGGUUCACGGAAGAAGGCUAAACUCGCUCUUAAAAGGGCUCUCCCUCCUCCUCCUCCUAAACAUGAUGAUGAUAACUACACUAGAGCUCUUAGCAUUGUGCCUUUGGCCAACGGCGGAGAACAGACAAAUCUGACAUCGCCACGAACUCAUGCUUCAAAGAAAUCAAUUACAAGUUUGGACAAGAUCAUCUUAGAGGCAAUUACCAACCUGAAGGAACCACGCGGUUCUGACAGAACAUCCAUCUUUAUCUAUAUAGAGGAGAAUUUCAAGACUCCGCCGAAUAUGAAAAGACACGUGGCUGUAAGAUUAAAGCAUCUAUCAUCAAAUGGACCAUUAGUCAAGAUAAAGCACAAGUACAGGUUCUCUACUAAUUUCACUAGCGCAGGAGCAAGACACAAGUCUCCUCAACUCUGUUUAGAAGGAAACAACAACUCACCAAGACCCAAGGAGAACGGCGCCAACAUUCUCACCAAGUCCAGAGCAGAGGGAGAGUUAUUCAUGAUAAAAGGCAUGACAGCGCAAGAAGCUGCAGAAACCGCUGCAAGAGCAGUUGCAGAGGCAGAGUUUGCAAUCACAGAGGCUGAAGAAGCAGCGAAAGAAGCAGACAAAGCCGAAGCCGAAGCUGAAGCUGCUCAAAUAUAUGCAAAGGCAGCCGUUAAAGCUUUGAAGUUCAGGAUCAGUAAUCAUACUUGGUAAAACAUAAAAGCAACCAUUAUGGGAAAGCUCUACAUAACAGAGCAAGCCCUUACAUAUAUAUAGUCAAAUCAUUAAUGGUUUCUUAUAUCAAAAGUUUAAAUCAUGUGAUUAUCUCAUCACCUGCAGAGAACUCAAAAGCUUUCAAUACCUAUGUGUACUCUCUCUUUUUGGUCAGUAGUAAAUCCGCAGUUUGAUCAUAUGUAUAUGUUCAUAACUCUUGAGAUUCUGUAAAAACCUGAGUCUUUAUUUUUCUGUUUGUAGAUUGAUCUGCU
Brassica oleracea var. oleracea is the source of this 1212-nucleotide messenger RNA. Its product is annotated as telomere repeat-binding factor 2-like. The record is from RefSeq and is a predicted model, not a curated record. Bases 59 to 940 code for a protein of 293 amino acids. NCBI's taxonomy places the organism in Eukaryota, Viridiplantae, Streptophyta, Magnoliopsida, Brassicales, Brassicaceae. Gene Ontology annotation, cellular component: nucleosome. Gene Ontology annotation, molecular function: double-stranded telomeric DNA binding. The transcript is spliced from 5 exons. Gene Ontology annotation, biological process: nucleosome assembly.